Boeremia exigua is the source of this 897-nucleotide messenger RNA. RefSeq lists its product as uncharacterized. The record is from RefSeq and is a predicted model, not a curated record. NCBI's taxonomy places the organism in Eukaryota, Fungi, Ascomycota, Dothideomycetes, Pleosporales, Didymellaceae. The coding region runs from base 68 to 544 and encodes 158 amino acids. The transcript has a single exon.
GCAGAUUGUCAACUCUGCAACAGACGCAUUUCACCGGCUUCUACACGACCGCUCCCCGAAUAGUCUGAUGCGUAGACUCGGAUGCGACGACGCUACUGCCGUGAGCAAGAAAGAAUACGAGACCUUGCUCUGGCUGCUGGCGCAGAUGUUCUUCCCUGCCACCAUCAACUUCAGCUUCGAUUUCCUGCCCUUGACGAAGAAGUAUAAGCACACGUACGGCAAUUGCGCGUAUCACGGCGGGUUGCUAGCUGAAGUGAAACUGCACCGUACAAAGGUCAAGACGCUCACAGGCCAGGUCCCUCAGGAGUAUGAGGGGGUGUUGAAUGCAGCGUCGAUGUCGCGGCUAGGCACCCUUUUGCACGAGGUCUGCCAUGCGUUCUUGCAGUGCUACACGUGCAAAAACUGCCGCCAGCGCGACCACAAUCAACUCGGAGGCCAUGGGUUUGCAUGGCAGCGCAUCGCGUGCUGGGCUAUGUACGCCGCGUCGCACAGCCUUAGGCUGAAGCUUGAGUUGUCGCGCUUCCUCGCAAUCCAAGUCAACUAGGACGACUUGAAGUCUUUGCCAGAUAUUAAGGAGCUCGAAUCGUGGGAGUUGCAUGGUUUAGAAGGAACGUAGACAGUAGCCAAGGAUUCGAGUGGCCAUCGCUUACUAGGCCAAGUACGCCGCAGAGCACAGUCUAGACUUGCAACUGGACCUAGGACGCUUCAACGCCAUCCAACUUCACUAGAGAGAUAUGCAGGUUCUGCCAGAUAUUAAGGAGGUCAACUCAUAGGAGUUAGAUGAUUACAGUAGACAAUAGAUGUUAUAGCGUAGGCGGUCAGGCCGAUUUGUUGUGAGGUGUUUCAGCGUUUGUAUCGUGCAGGCUGCGUGUCUUUUACAUCAAAAAAUGUCCAGAG